GAUGCCUUUUUGAGAUACAGUGGGUUGAAAGUUCAGUAACUGUAAUGAAAGGUCUGUUAGAUUUCAGUAGGGACAGCUGUCUUUAGCUUGCUAGCGGUAGCUAACUUAUCUGUGCUAAGCUAGUUGGUAUUUGGUGCGUUCGCUGUAGUUAGCCUGGUUUUGUUAGCAAGCUACAGAAAGUUAUCCUAGUGAUAGCUAGCUCAGCUAUCGCUAUAUCUCGUUUGCUGGCGGAUAGGUAGCACCGUUAUGGUGAAUGAUCUAACGUUAGCUUGCAAAUCAAGGAAUAUUAUUUGUUGCAGGGGUUAUUCGAUGUUGUUUUUUGAUGAAUGGGCUACCCGUGAAAUUUAGGGUUAGUGGUUUGGUCUGUCUCAAGUUAUUUGAUGGGUGCGGUAGUACCAGAUAGUCACUGCCUGUUAGCUGGAACAUGUCAGUUAACUAUCAAAACAAGCAGCCAAGAUAAUGUUAGAUAACGUUUGCUAGCUAGCCAGAUUGAUAGGUUGUCGUUAAAUAAAAUUCUGUCGGUUCUCUGUUGCUGUUGCUUUGUGUGAACUUUGGGUUGAAGGAUACUGUUAGUGCUAGUCAGCACCAACUAAGCAUUAUCAGCAAACAAUAGCUAGUUAUACCCGGAGCCGGUUUCUCAAGACGACGUGAUCUGUCAGUCUUUCCAAACACCAUCUGCCAAAUAACCAGUACGUCCAAUGUUGACAGAAACCAGGAAGCGGAGGCGAAGCUGUAACAGUGAAGACGGUCAGGUCCUCCCCCAGGCGAAGAGGCCUGGAGCGGGCAAUGCCCUUCUCCCAGAGCUGGGGCGAGAUGCCUGGGACUCAGAGUCCUCCAGCAGUGACAGCAGUGGCAUCAGUAGCCCAGAGAGGCUAGCGGGAGCCAGUGGCAGUAGCAGCAUGAGCGCCUUUGGCAUGGACGGCCGGGGAAACUGCGUUACCCAGGGUCCCUGCAGCCCGACGGGCUCAUCGAACCCGGGCGACGAACCGCUGCUCGCCAUGAGCUACCACAACAUAAACCGCGUCCUGCGAGAGGCCCAUUUCGCCAGCCUGAAGACCAGGGGCCACCCGGGCCCCACAUGACCGCCUGGUUCCCCCUCACCCCAAACCCCACACCCGUCAACUCCUCAUGGGCAUUAGCGGUAACCGGGGCCCCCUGAGGACCGACUGGAGGGACGUCAUGGGUACUUUUCCACCUCUACCCUGCCAUCACCACCACCACCACCCCUUACAACAUCCACCCCGGCCCACUCCGCACACACCACCCUAACGAUUGUGUGUGUGUGUGUGUGUGUGAGUGAGUGAGUGUGAGUGCGCAAACUACCUUUCUGUGGCUUGACUACUUUGGUCCCUCAUCUCCCCUCACUCCCCUCCUCUCCCAACACUUCCUUUAAGGUUUUUUACAUGUCCAUAUAUGAGAGGGGAGGUUUGACUUUUUUGGUUGUUUGUGUGUGUGUGUGUGUGUGUGUGUGCGCGUGCGCGUGUGUGUUGGACAUUGUAUCCACUUGGGUGCUACAUAAAAGAACCAUGAAAAGAAUAUGACGCUUGCAAUAAUAAGUCUACAUGUUUCUUUCAGCAAUUUUUUGCCCACUUUGUCAGGCCAGUAAACUUGAUGCAUGGAGAAUCUUCUAGAGCUAGGGAGAGAAUCUUCUAAAGCUAGGGAGAGAAUCUUCUAAAGCUAGGGAGAGAAUCUUCUAAAGCUAGGGAGAGAAUCUUCUCAAGCUAGGGAGAGAAUCUUCUAAAGCUAGGGAGAGAAUCUUCUCAAGCUAGGGAGAGAAUCUUCUCGAGCUAGGGAGAGAAUCUUCUAGAGCUAGGGAGAGAAUCUUCUAGAGAGAAUCUUUUUGAUGAGUAUUUAAUUUGGGAACCCUGCCGUCUUUAACUAAAGACACAGUUGAGUCAGUGGGUCUGUAGUUCUCAGUGUGUGGAAACUUAAUACACAGGUAAGAUAAGUAUAACAUCAGUAUAAGAAUUGGCUUUGGUUCCUACUUUGGUUUGGUUCCUUUGGUUCUCCUGCUUCAUGGUCCUGUUGAGCGGCCUGGGCAAGCAAAGUGUUUUUUUUUUUUUUACUGCAAGAGCUAAAUCGCCUCACAGAGGUCACUCAAUACUGUAUGCACCUCAUAAGCACACACAAACAUGCAGUCUCAGUUUCAUUAACCUCAAGUUACCCGCCCUCCCCACCCCUGCGUCCCCGACCCCGCCACGGAUACCCCUGCCAUGACAUUUCUUUUCUCCCAUCCAUGAUGGUGUGUGUGUACGCGUUUACCCUUGUCCAACGGAGAAACAGGGAUUUUUAGCUGUGUCUUGGCGGAGUGCUUUCAGGAAAAAAAAAAAACAGGAAAAAAACAAAACAAAAAAAGUAAGUAAGUGUGUGAGCAGUGUUCCACUUUAGUCUCUCGAGCCAGCCUAGGAGCAGUAAGCACAGAUAAGACAGACAUAUCCUAAACACUCAGGCCGGGGGAAAACACCCUCCUGUCAAAGGUGCCAUGAAGCCAAAAACACUGGCAGAACUUUCAUUUUAUUAUAAUUUUUUUGUUUCUGGGGGGAAGAGUUUGGGAGGGGGGGUGGGCGUGGAUGUAAGUCUGUGAGCUGCACUUUGGUUCCUUGGGGGGGUGGAGUGGGUGGGUCUUUGUGAGGGUCCCUAUGAUCCAAAUGUGGUGAGUACUAAAAGGGUGGGGUGGGGUGGGGGUGUGUGCACUUCGCUCUUGAAUAGCCUUACUCACUUGUAGACGCGGGGCAAAGCGUCUUAGCACUGGGUUUGACUACAGAGCUAGAAAUCCAGAAAUACUCAGGCGCACCGAGGUCGAUGGGUUUCUGCUCUGUAACAGGACACACACACACACACACACACACGUAUUCCCCCUAUGAACAAGACUUCACCUCUAUGAUUAGCCUGGCCCUGAAUAUAGCGCGCCACUGGUCGUUUAGUCCCAAGUAGUGUACAUUCUCCCGGGAAUGUCAUGCUCUGCAAGUGUCAUUAGUCAGUGCAUAUGGUUUGAAGACAUUUUUCCGUAGGGUUCACUAGGAUAGAGUAGGGGUGGCACUGUUGACAGGAACACAUUAUUCCAAAUGAGCAAUGGUGUUGUGGGGGAGAAAUAGCGUAGUGUAGUCUCCUCUGCCCCUCCCAAAGACAAAAAAAAAAUGAAAGAGGGAGAGCGAGAGAGAGCGAUUGGGAGAAUGAGAGGGGGGAGCAGGCUCUUCAGAUGAUGCACUCAUUCUUAUCGGGAGGAAGACAUUUACUACUGAAGAAGCAAGUUCAGACCAAUUUUCUACAGAGGUCCAAAACUUAACAGGUGCUCAAUGCAGCUUUUCCUGGAGAGAAAGACAAGCUUGACCUGCGAUAUUAAUGUCAUUCUCAAGGCUUGAUGGAAACAGUCUUUUCUCAACACGACUGCCACUCUAUGCACGCUUUUCUUGUUUUGCAUUUGUAUACGGUUUUCAAGACCAGAGCAAGAACAUGAAUGCAAAACAACAAACAGCGCACAGAAAAGCAUAGGGAUAGUGACAUUCAUGCCUUAGAAUUACAUUUGUAUUGCUCAGUGUAAUUUUUGUUUUCUAACCCCUUAAACAAAAGUACUUCAUGCAGCACCUUCACUAUCUCAACUUGUUGCUGUGUGUGGAUGGAGAACAGUAAAGAUGGGCAUUUCGUGAGUGUGUGUGAGGGACACUUGCGCCCAACCCCCCCCCCCCCCCCCCUCCCUCCCCAUUGCCUACACCUGUCUCUCCUGCACUGCCUCCCUCCCCCUCUCCCAUCCUCUUCGCUGUUCAAAUCAACCUCAAACACUGUGGUCUGUUACCGAGGAAAGACUUGAUCAGUUUUAGAUUAGUUUUUUUUUCAUUACUACAAUCAUGUUUUUUUUUUUCGUAUUCAGAAUUGUACAUUAACUAUAAUAGCAAAUAUACAAGAUUUGUUUUUGUUUUUGGAUCAUAAUUAUUUUUUGGAGAUCUUCCUUACAUUAUGGAGAAUUAAAAUGUUGGUUUUUAA
Messenger RNA from Clupea harengus (Atlantic herring), 3981 nucleotides. Its product is annotated as protein FAM104A-like. The transcript is spliced from 4 exons. The record is from RefSeq and is a predicted model, not a curated record. Bases 699 to 1082 code for a protein of 127 amino acids. Lineage: Eukaryota; Metazoa; Chordata; Actinopteri; Clupeiformes; Clupeidae.